CUGAUUAUUAUUGUUGUGUCGUGUAGAAGAACUACAACCAGGCACUUUCAUCAUCAUCUCCUCUCAUUCUCUGAAGGAGGUGCUUCGUUCUCUACUUCCCGAUCCAUUUCCAUAACCCGACCCGAAUCCAUCCAGAUCCAAUUUCCCACCAUGUACGGAUUCGAAGCUAUGACCUUCAACAUCCAUGGCGGUUACCUUGAAGCAAUCGUCAGAGGUCACCGCUCCGGUUUGUUAACCACCGCUGAUUACAACAAUCUCUGUCAAUGUGAAACCCUUGAUGAUAUCAAGAUGCAUCUCUCUGCUACUGAGUAUGGUCCUUAUCUCCAAAACGAACCAUCUCCAUUGCAUACCACAACAAUUGUGGAGAAAUGUACCCUUAAGCUGGUUGAUGAUUACAAGCACAUGCUAUGCCAAGCUACAGAACCCUUGUCAACAUUUUUAGAAUAUAUCACAUAUGGUCACAUGAUUGACAAUGUUGUUUUGAUUGUUACUGGCACCUUGCAUGAGAGAGAUGUCCAAGAACUUCUAGAAAAAUGCCAUCCACUGGGGAUGUUUGACAGUAUUGCCACUCUGGCAGUUGCUCAGAAUAUGAGGGAGCUUUACAGGCUUGUUCUUGUUGACACUCCUCUGGCUCCAUACUUCUCGGAGUGCAUUACAUCUGAGGACUUGGAUGACAUGAACAUUGAAAUAAUGAGGAACACUCUUUACAAGGCAUACCUUGAAGAUUUUUACAGAUUUUGUCAGAAACUUGGUGGUGCUACUGCUGAGAUAAUGUCCGACCUUCUAGCUUUUGAGGCUGAUAGAAGGGCUGUUAAUAUUACCAUCAAUAGCAUUGGUACUGAGCUUACUAGAGAUGACCGUAGGAAAUUGUACUCCAACUUCGGUUUGUUCUAUCCAUAUGGUCAUGAGGAACUUGCUGUCUGUGAGGACAUUGAUCAGGUUCGUGCUGUCAUGGAAAAAUACCCUCCUUAUCAAUCUAUCUUUGCGAAGUUAUCGUAUGGAGAGAGCCAGAUGCUUGACAAGGCAUUCUAUGAGGAAGAGGUCAAGAGGCAUUGCUUAGCAUUUGAGCAACAGUUUCACUAUGCUGUUUUCUUCGCAUAUAUGAGGUUAAGGGAGCAGGAGAUCAGAAAUCUUAUGUGGAUUUCAGAAUGUGUGGCUCAGAAUCAAAAGUCGAGAGUUCAUGACAGUGUUGUCUUCAUAUUUUAGUCUGAUUACUCAUUGUUAUAGCUUGUAUGUUCGUUUGGACUAAUUGUUGUGUCUGCAUUCUACACCCGAGUUGCGGAUUAUUAGAGACUAGAGAAGAUUGUGAUACAAAUAAGUAAAAUCUUCUGUAAUAUAGAUGGGAGAUCUUUUGUCAAAUUUGAUUAAGUUAUGUUCAGAUUUAAAAACACUUAUAUUGAAUUUGUAUGUUGUGAAUUGUGAUAAUAAAUUUUCUUAUGAAAUAAACUUUGAUAGAUUUGUUCA
Medicago truncatula (barrel medic) is the source of this 1464-nucleotide messenger RNA. Its product is annotated as V-type proton ATPase subunit d2. The transcript has 10 exons. Gene Ontology annotation, cellular component: proton-transporting V-type ATPase, V0 domain. Gene Ontology annotation, molecular function: proton-transporting ATPase activity, rotational mechanism. Lineage: Eukaryota; Viridiplantae; Streptophyta; Magnoliopsida; Fabales; Fabaceae. Gene Ontology annotation, biological process: proton transmembrane transport. Bases 151 to 1206 code for a protein of 351 amino acids. The record is from RefSeq and is a predicted model, not a curated record.